Messenger RNA from Gracilinanus agilis (Agile Gracile Mouse Opossum), 1614 nucleotides. It is a transcript of the gene USP18, whose product is annotated as ubiquitin specific peptidase 18. NCBI's taxonomy places the organism in Eukaryota, Metazoa, Chordata, Mammalia, Didelphimorphia, Didelphidae. Gene Ontology annotation, biological process: protein deubiquitination. The coding region runs from base 1 to 1029 and encodes 342 amino acids. The record is from RefSeq and is a predicted model, not a curated record. Gene Ontology annotation, cellular component: cytosol; nucleus. Gene Ontology annotation, molecular function: cysteine-type deubiquitinase activity; cysteine-type endopeptidase activity. The transcript is spliced from 11 exons.
AUGAAGAAGAAGACAAGGCAGCUGAGAUACCUCUUCAAUGCUGGAGACUGCUAUACAGGCCCUGUUGGUUUGUACAAUAUAGGACAGACUUGUUGCCUUAACUCUUUGCUCCAGGUGUUCAUCAUGAACCAGAAUUUCACCAAGAUCUUGAAGAGGAUCACGAUGCCUAGGGAACUGGAAGAUCGAAAGAGAAGUGUCCCUUGCCAGCUACUUCUGCUCCUGGAGAAGAUGCAAGACAGCCGGUUGAGAGCAGUAUGGCCUGUGGAGCUGGCAUUCUGCUUGAAAACCUGUAACGUGCCUUUGUUUGUCCAGCAUGAUGCUGCCCAACUAUUCUUGACCCUCUGGAAUUUGAUUCAGAGCCAAAUUACAGACUUAGAUCUGUCAGAGAGGCUGAAGACCUUAUAUACUGUCACGGUACAGGAGUCCCUGGUCUGUCUGGACUGCAAUUCAAAGAACCACAGAGAUAGCAGGAUGUUGAUCCUUUCUCUAUCACUUUUUGAUAAUGACUCAAAACCUCUGAAAACCCUGGAGGAUUCCCUACAUUAUUUUCUCCAGCCCAAGAUGUUGUCAGAAAAAAACAAGUGUCUCUAUGAGAACUGUGGGAAGAUGACUUAUUGGCAACAGACCCUGAAGUUAAUGCAUUUGCCCCCGAUGCUGACAUUCCACCUCAUGCGCUUCUCUUGUAAAGAUUUCUCAAACACUCAGAAGAUCAUUCACCCACUGAGUUUUCCCCAACGCCUGGAUUUCAGUCAGGUUCUUCCAGAAGAACAAGAUUGGGGGGACUCUGAAGGACAGCAAUAUGAACUUUUUGCCGUGGUUGCUCACAUGGGGACAGCCAACUUUGGACAUUACUGCGCUUAUAUCUGUAAUCCUGCUGAUGGCCAAUGGUUCUGCUUUAAUGACUCCAGUGUCUGCUGGGUGAUGUGGGAAGACAUCAAAAGGACCUAUGGGAACUAUAACUUAUAUUGGGGAGAAACAGCAUAUCUUCUGUUUUAUAAGAAGACUGAAACCUCAUUGACUAGUUCUUAAGCCACUUUCAAGACUAUCAGAUAAUAUCAAAGUCCUUUUCUACCUUCAAAACCUGGUGACUUUUAAAAAAGGAUUCUUGUUGUCUUUAUUAUUUAUUAAGCAAUCAUUUUUACAUGUAGUUCUAGUAGAACUCAAUCUUGGUUUGUGCCUACAUAAUUGUGCUUUUUAUGAAUCACAAUUAUUUUUCAAACUUCAUAUUUAUAUUCCUUCCUUUGUGCCUUUUUCCUCUGCAUUUGUGCUUUCUACAAAUAUACAUUGAACAUGGGUGAGCUAACUUAAUUAUUGGAUAACUGAGUGAAAACUCACCUCAAUCCCCUAUAUAUCAUUAGUUUUUGAUCCUGCUUUCCUCACAUCUCUUUCAGCAAUCCACCAGAACACCAGGGCAGGGCCUUACUCUUGACUUAGAAAUAAAAAUCAAAUUGAUAAGCUCAUUACAUCUGGAAAGGAUAUGGCAAUCUAUUGUCCUUUGGCUAUAUUCAAUUGCCAAAACUCAAGUGCACAGCCACUGCUUGCCUAUGUAUGUUGUAUUCCCAUGAUAGAAUAUAAGUUAUUUAAGGAGAGAGUUUUUCUCAUUUUGUGUGUGUG